AAAGAAUGAUUCAUAAAUGAAUCAGGCUCCCGAGCUGGAGUAUGCUCACAGUCUCCAGCACAGCUCCAUGGUAGAAGAAGAUUUAUAGACAGAAAGUGAAAAGUGAUGUACAGAAAAUGGAACUGAGGUACAGAAACAGCUGGAUUGGUUACAGCUCAGUGUUUGCCUUAUUUGAACGCGGUUUGAACACUUGGUCCCCUUUGAUUGGCCAAAACUCGGCGAUUGACACAGGAGUAGGUUACAGUCUGUUUACGCCUCCUUCUAGGUUAUAGUUCACUAUGAACAGAGAAACCUUUAGGUUGGGCUUAAAGUAUUUAAGGAGGCAGCUUUAAGCUAAAUUUGAUUUAACACCAUUAAGAAUGACAGAGCCUCCAUUUAGAAGAGCCUCCAUUUAGAUUUCAUUAUGAAUCAAAUGAAAAGUGAUUCAUAGUCAAUUAGUUAUACUUAAAAUAACUUUUGGAUUCCUCUUAGGUCCCUGAUUUGGAGGGUUUAUUCGUUCAUUCAGUCCAUGUUUCUGAGCACCUGCUAUGUGCCAGGCACUGAGAGAAGCCCUUGGGUGUACAGCAGUGAACUAGGAAGGCAAGGACACUGCUCUUAGGCAGAGAACUUCAGGGAGAGUGCCAAGAAGAAAAGAAAAGAAGGCAGCAUUAGAGAAACAGAGUGGAGAUUCCAGCUUAGAUGGUGACCAGGAAGGACAUCUUCCUCAAGGAGGUGACAUUUGAGCUGGUAUUCAAGUACCAAGAGGUCACCAGCAGCAGCCAUGUGGACAUCUAAGCAGUCUCCAGUCAGAGGGAAGAAGAGAAGGACCCACCCAGGCAGGCGUGAGCAGAGGGCAGGUCAGCCCACCUGCUGGCUGGUGAGGACUCGGCGGAAACAGGAGGGGGUCGCAUGUGGACCACGAGGCCGCCGCUGCAGCGGUUCCCAAAAUGGCGGCUUGGAGAGACGCGCGCAGAUUCUGGAGGCAGCGGAUGGGAUGUCAAGGAUGACCAGGAGAGAGACUAAGGAUGCCUCCUGGGUAUGAGUGAGUUUACUACAUUAAGAAGAACGGAGCUGGAAGUUUCUCUAGCUUAGAAUAAAGAAUGUCUCCUCCAUCUUAGGGAUAGGAGGGACCCCAGCCGUCUCCUGGCCCCGGCCCCCGCCAGCAUCGGAAAUCUCCACAGAGUGUCCAGAGCUGCGGCGAGCUUGCCCGCCUGGAGCAUCUCCAGUGUGGAGCAACUCCAGCGAAACAUGGGCUGAGGCUUCAUCUUCGAAACCCCUACUCCUUCACCCCCAUGCUGGAAGAGGGUGCAGGCAGCAAGGUGCCCAGGUGCCUUCUGCUGGGCACAGACAUGGCAGAAAACAAGAAGCAGAUCGCCCAGUUCUCCCAGAAGGAUGCCCAGGCCUUUCCCAAAUAUGAGGAGUUCAUGCAUCGCUUGGCAUUAGCCAUUGACCCUCUGCUGGAUGCGGCCCCCGUGGACAUUGCGGCCUUCCAGCAUGGCUCCUUGCUGCAAAGGAUGAGAUCGCUCUCCACCCUCAAGCCCCUGCUGAAGGCAGGCCGCAUCCUGGGAGCCCAGCUUCCCCGAUAUUAUGAGGUCCUCACAGCUCCCAUUACCAAGGUGCUGGAUCAGUGGUUCGAGUCUGAGCCUUUAAAAGCCACUCUAGCCACAGAUGCAGUGAUUGGAGCCAUGACAAGUCCCCACACUCCAGGGAGUGGGUAUGUGCUGCUGCAUCAUGUGAUGGGGGGCCUGGAGGGAAUGCAGGGGGCCUGGGGCUAUGUCCAGGGGGGCAUGGGUGCCCUCUCUGAUGCCAUCGCAAGCUCAGCCACCACACAUGGAGCAAGCAUCUUCACUGAAAAGGUGAAUGGCUCCUCUACCCCACCCCAAUUAUUGACAGUGGCGAAGGUGCAGGUGAACAGUGAAGGCUGUGUUCAAGGAGUUGUGCUGGAAGAUGGCACAGAGGUGAGAAGCAAAAUGGUGCUGUCCAACACAUCACCGCAGAUCACCUUCCUGAAGCUGACGCCACAGGAUGAAGAGGAUUUCCGGAGGGAGCGACUGAGGGAUCUUCCUGAGCGAAGAAAGAAGGCAGCUUCCUUGGGGCCUUGGACAUCUGAGGCCUUUCAUGGAGACUUCUCCUUCCAGGAGUGGCUUCCUGAGGAGUUCCUGGAGAGAAUCUCUCAGCUGGACACCCGGUCGCCUGUCACCAAGAUCAAUGUGGCCGUAGACAGGCUGCCCAGCUUCCUGGCGGCCCCCAGUGCUCCCAGGGGCCAGCCGCUGCCCCAUCACCAAUGCUCCAUCCACCUGAACUGUGAAGACACCCUCCUCCUUCAUCAGGCCUUUGAAGAUGCCAUGGAUGGCCUGCCUUCCCACAGGCCUGUGAUUGAGCUCUGCAUCCCUUCCUCGCUGGACCCCACCCUGGCUCCCCCUGGCUGCCAUGUAGUCUCCCUCUUCACUCAGUACACGCCCUAUACGCUGGCUGGAGGCAAGGCCUGGGACGAGCAGGAGAGAGACGCUUAUGCAGACAGAGUGUUCGAUUGCAUCGAGGUCUAUGCCCCUGGCUUCAAGGACUCUGUGGUUGGCAGAGACAUCCUCACACCACCAGAUUUGGAGAGAAUCUUCGGGCUUCCUGGAGGGAACAUAUUCCACUGCGCCAUGUCCCUGGACCAGCUCUACUUCGCCCGCCCCGUGCCCCUGCAUUCUGGCUACCGCUGCCCUUUCCAGGGCCUGUAUCUCUGUGGAAGUGGGGCUCAUCCUGGAGGAGGUGUGAUGGGAGCUGCUGGGCGAAAUGCAGCGCAUGUGGCCUUUAGGGACCUCAAGAGCAUGUGACCCUGAACCAGCUCUGACCCAGGAAGAAGACUCCACCCCUGAAUUCCAAGUGCUCCAUUGGAUCAGCUUCCCAGGAAGUUCAGCUUCGGGUUAGUACGUAAGGCCACCACAAUGCUCAAGAAAUUAUUUUAGAAAAAACGUACGAGUUACGUUUAGUGCAAGUUGACCUUAUGCCCAUGCCUCCAUACAUGGACUGGUUCUGUUUUAUUAAAACUAAUAUUUCAUACAGAUUA
Messenger RNA from Gorilla gorilla gorilla (western lowland gorilla), 3034 nucleotides. It is a transcript of the gene PYROXD2, whose product is annotated as pyridine nucleotide-disulphide oxidoreductase domain 2. The transcript is spliced from 14 exons. NCBI's taxonomy places the organism in Eukaryota, Metazoa, Chordata, Mammalia, Primates, Hominidae. The record is from RefSeq and is a predicted model, not a curated record. Gene Ontology annotation, molecular function: oxidoreductase activity. The coding region runs from base 1272 to 2801 and encodes 509 amino acids.